Messenger RNA from Dissoconium aciculare CBS 342.82, 1731 nucleotides. RefSeq lists its product as uncharacterized. The transcript is spliced from 5 exons. Gene Ontology annotation, cellular component: membrane. Gene Ontology annotation, biological process: amino acid transmembrane transport. NCBI's taxonomy places the organism in Eukaryota, Fungi, Ascomycota, Dothideomycetes, Mycosphaerellales, Dissoconiaceae. The coding region runs from base 1 to 1731 and encodes 576 amino acids. The record is from RefSeq and is a predicted model, not a curated record. Gene Ontology annotation, molecular function: amino acid transmembrane transporter activity.
AUGGGCACCGCCAUGGACGAUGUCGAGAAAGACCUUGCACCUCUACCAGUGGUCAGGCCUGUCACCAGUCUUGACAGCGCGACCUCUUGUAUCGCUGACAGUGGCGCGAUCAUAACAACGCCGAAUGCAUCGCGGCCGUCCUUUUGGACGCGCCUUGGCGUCACGCCAGAAUCAUUCCGACGCCGGACGGCCGACGAUGAACACAACCAGCUCAACCAGACAUUGAAAAGCCGCCAUUUGAGCAUGAUCGCAAUCGGCGGCUCAAUCGGCGCGGGCUUGUUUGUGGGCUCGGGCAAAGCUUUGUCGACAGGCGGACCAGCAGCGUUACUUAUAGGAUUUGGUCUUAUUGGCGUGAUGAUGUUCAAUGUCGUCUAUGCACUCGGCGAGCUUUCCGCAUUGUAUCCCAUCUCCGGAGGCUUCUACACGUACUCUGCUCGGUUCAUCGACCCAAGUUGGUCCUUCGCCAUGGGCUGGAAUUACACCAUGCAAUGGGCCAUCGUCCUGCCUCUUGAACUCGUCGUGGCUGGCUUGACGGUAAACUACUGGGACACAGGCGUGAAUCCUGUGGCAUGGCAGAUGCUCUUUCUGGCUGUGAUUGUCCUGAUCAACGUUUUCGGCGUGUUGGGAUAUGCUGAGGAGGAAUUCUGGGUCUCGCUGCUCAAGUUGUCCACAGUUGUGAUCUUCAUGAUCAUCAGCCUCGUGAUGGUCCUCGGUGGUGGGCCGAGCAACGGCAAAUUUUCCGAGUACCAAGGUGCUAAGACCUGGCACGAUCCGGGAGCCCUCGCGCAAGGUUUCUUCGGCGUGUGUGCCGUCUUUGUCACAGCCGCUUUUGCCUUUUCCGGCACUGAGCUUGUUGGGUUGGCGGCUGCAGAGUCGAAAACGCCUCAGAAGUCACUGCCAGGAGCCAUCAAGCAGAUCUUUUGGCGCAUCACCAUAUUCUACGUCCUUGGACUUUUAUUUGUCGGGUUGUUGGUCCCGUAUAACGAUCGUCGCCUUCUCGGGUCAGGCGCCUUACUUGAUGUGUCAACCUCACCUUUCGUCAUUGUAGCGGUCGAUGCCGGGAUCCCGGCCUUUGGCGAUUUCGUGAACGCCGUCAUCCUUUGCUCAGUCGUCAGCAUUGGCCUGUCGGGCGUAUAUGGAGGUUCACGUACGCUGACGGCUCUAGCGGAACAAGGGUAUGCGCCUCGAAUGUUCAAAUAUGUCGAUCGUGCCGGCCGACCGCUCUAUUCGACACUGGCGAUCCUUGCUUUCGGUCCGUUGAGUUUGGUCACGCUUGCUAGAAGUGGUGUGGUCGUGUUCGAGUGGUUGCUGGCACUUUCCGGCUUAGCGGCAUUGUUCACAUGGGGCAGUAUAUGCCUGGCACACAUUCGCUUCCGCGCAGCGUGGAAACAUCACGGCCAUAAAGUCGACGAGCUGCCGUUCAAGGCCGCGUUUGGAGUAAUUGGGUCAUGGAUUGGGUUUAUUCUCAUCGUCCUUAUCCUGAUCGCACAGUUCUACGUCGCCGUCAAACCUCUCAAAGUUGAAGCAUUCUUCAAGUCCUACCUCGCCGUCUUCAUUGUCAUCUCCUUCUACGUCAUCGGCUACAUCUGGAAGCGGAGAGCGUGGAUCAGAAUUUCGGACAUCGAUGUUGACUCGGGCCGUCGGGAGGUGGAUUUCCAAGAGCUCGAGCGUGCGCUGAGCGAACGGCGAUCGUGGCCGGCCUGGAGGAGAGUUCUGGACAAAUUCGUUUAG